Meloidogyne enterolobii is the source of this 989-nucleotide messenger RNA. NCBI's taxonomy places the organism in Eukaryota, Metazoa, Nematoda, Chromadorea, Rhabditida, Meloidogynidae. The record is from the annotation of a GenBank genome assembly.
GGAGAAUGGCUUCACGUGACUAUGUUGGAGAGGAUGUUUGCAGUUUGAUUGGGAAUACUCCUAUGGUUUAUCUCAACAGAUUGCCAAAUCCUAAUGGUGCACGUGUAGCUGUCAAAAUUGAAUGGAUGAAUCCCGCUUGUAGCGUUAAAGACCGAAUUGCUCAUGCAAUGGUAAUUACUGCUGAGCGUGAAGGGAAGAUUAAGCCUGGGAAGACGACUUUAAUUGAGCCAACUAGUGGAAAUACUGGAAUUGCACUUGCGAUGGUAGCUGCUGCUCGUGGUUAUCGUCUUAUUUGUGUAAUGCCUUCGACUAUGAGUGGAGAACGACGUACUCUUAUUCGGGCUUUUGGCGCGGAGAUGGUUUUAACUGACCCUGUUCUUGGAAUUAAAGGAACUAUUGACAAGGCUAAUGAACUUGCUAAAAUUAUUCCAAAUUCGUUUAUGCCUCUUCAAUUUGACAAUCCUGUUAAUCCACAAAUUCAUUAUUCCACUACCGGAGCUGAGAUCUAUCGUCAAACUGGUGGUCGAAUAGAUGCUUGUGUUUUUGGUAUUGGGACUGGUGGAACGCUCUAUGCUGUUGAGCCAACCGAAAGUGCUGUUUUGAGUGGAGGACAGCCUGGUCCACACAAAAUUCAGGGGAUGGGUGCCGGCAUAGUUCCUGCCGUUUUGGACACCAAACUUUAUAAUGGAGUUAUUACCGUUUCUUCUGACGAGGCUAUUGCUAUGGCAAAACGUGCUGCACUUGAAGAGGGUCUUCUUUGUGGUAUUUCUAGUGGGGCUAAUUUGGUUGCGGCACUUCGUGUUGCUGAGAGGCCAGAACUGAAGGGAAGGCUUGUUGUUACUGUACUUCCAAGUUUUGGCGAGCGUUAUUUGACGACUACACUUUACUCUGACAUUCGUGAGGCUACUGCUGCUUUGACUCAUACUGAGACUUUAGAGGAGAGUGUUAAUCGUAUUAAUGCCAAUCCUCGCUGGGCUAACUCUCAUUAA